CGGUCCGGGCUCCCGGUACACGCGUUUCCAACUUCGGUUGGUGUGUGUCGAAGAAUCCUGACCAACCCCGGACCCGAGGAGAGCAGCCGACGGAGACGGUCCACCGAGCCGCGCCGAGGUCCACUGCGCGGGCUGCGGUCCGGAGCUCUCUCCGGACCGCGGUCACCCAGUGGACCCGUCCCCUGGCCGGGUCCGAGACCCCCGUCGCCGUUCCUGCCUUCGCAGAGGAGUCCUCGCGUGGUGAGUAUGCGGAACAGGCGUGUUUUGAAAACCAAGAAAAGACGCCGACCACGAGGGGCCCAGAAUCCUGGGCUUCCUCCCCAGAGGAGUGAGGCGACCCCUGGGAGGUCCCCUCCCACCACCACCAUGGCGGCUGCCGGUGGUGGUGACUGCCCGCCCCCUCCUCCACCACCUCCUCCCAACAACAACAACAACAACAACAAGCCCCAGAGCUCCAACGAUGACGAAGAUCAGCGCAGAUAUGAGGAUUUUGCUGACAACUACCUGGCUCUGCUGGGCCAGCAGCCAGAGCUGAACAACAACCUACAGGAGCAGAUGCAGUUAUUCUCAGAGGAGAACAGCUUUCUCCGGUUCCCAGUCGAAGAUGAAGUUGAACCAGAACCAAUACCUGAACACAUCCAUAUCCCUAUGCCUCUGGACAGUGACGAAGACGACCUUGAGCUCCAAGGUGCCGCAGCAGCCGCUGCUCCAAUCAAUUUCCAGGAUGACGGUUCUGAAGACCUUCCGGAGAAGUUUGACGGCAACCCCGACAUGCUGGGUCCUUUCAUAUCCCAGUGCCAGAUCUUCAUGGAUAGGAGCACCAGAGAUUUCUCAGCUGAUAGAAUCCGCGUGUGCUUCGUGACAAGCAUGCUGACCGGCCGCGCCGCCCGCUGGGCUUCUGCCAAGCUGGAACGAUCCAGUUACCUGAUGCACAACUACCCUGCCUUUAUGAUGGAGAUGAAGCACGUCUUUGAAGACCCUCAGAGACGCGAAGCUGCCAAACGCAAGAUCAGACGUCUGCGCCAGGGCAUGGGAUCUGUCGUGGACUACUCCAACGCAUUCCAGAUGAUCGCCCAGGACCUGGAUUGGAACGAACCUGCUCUGAUUGAUCAGUUCUAUGAAGGCCUCAACGACCAAAUUCAGGAGGAGCUGGCUCGCCAGGAGACUCCCAAGACCCUGGAUGCUAUGAUCAGCCUGUGCAUUCAAAUCGAGAGAAGGCUGGCACGUGCUGCUGCUGCUGCUGCUGCUGCUGCUGCUGCUGCUGCUGCUGCUACUACUACUACUGCUGCUACUGCUGCUACUGCUGCUACUGCUGCUGCUGCUGCUGCUGCUGCUGCUGAAGACAAUCCUCCCUCUGAAUCCACACCGAGGGCCCCGGAGACGCCUCAGAACAGCCAGGUUGAUCCCACCGAGCCUGUGGGCGGUGCUCGCAUGCGCCUGACCCAGGAAGAGAAAGAAAGACGCCGCAAACUGAACUUGUGUCUUUACUGCGGCAACGGAGGCCAUUACGCCGACACCUGUCCAGCGAAGGCCUCCAAAAAUUCGCCCGGGAAACUCCCCGGCCCCGCUGUAGAGGGACCUUCAGCGACCGGGCCGGAACGAAUAAGGUCCCCCCCCACCGAGGCUACGACUCCGCACCUGCAAGUGAUGCUCCAGAUUCAUAUCCCGGGCAGACACACCCUGUUUGUCCGGGCAAUGAUUGACUCUGGAGCAUCCGGCAACUUCAUUGAUCAAGAGUAUGUCAUCCAAAAUAGAAUUCCUCUAAGGGUUAAAGAAUGGCCAAUCAUGGUGGAAGCUAUAGAUGGGCAUCCCAUAGCCUCGGGCCCAAUCAUUCUAGAGACUUACCACCUGAUUGUCGACCUUGGAGAUCAUCGUGAAGUGCUGUCUUUUGAUGUAACUCAGUCUCCGUUCUUCCCCAUCGUCCUUGGAGUGCGCUGGCUGAGUACCCAUGAUCCCCACAUCACCUGGAGCACCCGCUCUAUUGUCUUCAACUCUGAUUACUGCCGCUUUCGCUGCCGGGUGUUUUCCCAGAUACCUCCUCCCCUUCUGUUACCAGCACUACCACAGCUGCAUCCACACCUGCAUCCUCACCUGCAUCCACAUCUGCACCCACAUCUGCAUCCGCAUAUGCACCCGCAUAUGCACCCGCAUAUGCACCCGCAUAUGCACCCUCAUCUGCACCCUCAUCUGCACCCACAUCUGCACCCUCAUCUGCACCCACACCUGCACCCUCAUCUGCAUCCGCACCUGCACCCUCAUCUGCAGGAGCAGCUGCAUCAUCUGUAUGAGCAUCUACAUGAGCAUCUACAUCAGCAUAUGCACCAGCAUAUGCAUGAGCACGUGCACGAGCACGAGCAGGAGCAAGAGCAAGAGCAAGAAGAGGAGCAAGAGCAAGAGGAGGAGCAAGAGCAAGAGCAAGAGGAGGAGCAAGAGCAGGAGCAUCUGGAUCCACAUCUUCAUCCGCACAUGUACCCGCACAUGCACCCGCACAUGCACCCGCACAUGCACCCGCACAUGCACCCGCAUAUGCACCCUCCGCAUAUGCAUCCCCAUCACGGUCUGCAUCGGGAUCCACAUCAGGAUCCACAUCAGGAUCCAAACCAGGAUCCCCAUCAGGAUCCUCAUCAGGAUCCUCAUGUUCAUGUGCACCCCCACGUGCACCCCCAUGUGCACCCGCAUCUGGAUCCACACCUGCAUCACUAUCUGCAUCACCAUCUGGAUCCACAUCUGCACCAGCAUCUGGAUCCACAUCUGCACCAGCAUCCUCAUCAGCAUCCGCAUCCACCAUUCUUCUACCACACGGAUGGAUACCGAGUUUUCUACCCUGUGAGGUAUUGCUAUGUCCAGAAUGUGUACACGCCCGUGGAUGAGCACGUCUACCCAGGUCACCGGCUGGUCGACCCUCACAUAGAGAUGAUCCCCGGAGCGCACAGCAUUCCCAGUGGACACCUGUACUCACUGUCGGAAACUGAGAUGGCUGCCCUGCGAAAUUUCGUGGAGAGGAGCGUGAAAGAUGGGCUCAUGACUCCCACCGUCGCCCCCAACGGAGCCCAAGUUCUGCAAGUGAAAAGAGGGUGGAAACUCCAGGUCACGUGCAACACCCGAGCCCCACAGAGCCGCACCAUCCAAAAUCAGUAUCUUCGCCUGUCUCUUCCAAACAUGGGCGACCAAGCACACCUGGCCACCUAUGCUGAAUUAGUUCCUCAAGUUCCUGCAUUCCACCCAUUGCCUGUCUAUGCCACCUAUGCGGGCCAUCCAGUGAUGUUCGCAUGGUACCCAGUGGCACAAGAUAUACACGGAAGACUGAUCGUCGUACCUGUUGUGGUCACCUGGUGUCCAAAUUGGUACCGCCAGCCUCCGGUACCCCAGUAUCCUCCUCCGCCACCACCGCCGCCGCCACCUCCACCACCACCUCCACCACCUCCAUCCUACAGUACCUUGUAAAUAAUCUGCUGUGUCCUUCAGAAUCUCCGCCCUCAACUUUAGCCUGUGCAGCUUCUCAAUCAACUGUGUGCUUGCUACUGAACUUCAAGCCACCUAAGGCCCCAAAGCACACAGGGCAAAAGUCAGUUUUCCAUCUUGACUGCCAAUCAGUAAGUGGACAAGGCCUGGGUUUUACCUGUUAAAACCUCUCAGUCACAGGCUGCCACAUUUCUUUACAGAGAAGCUGAUACAAGCACAGGCCAUGCUGAUUUCUUACAGAGGGGGAGAAGAGGAGGAGGACACACCCACCUGCCCGUAUCCUGGACGGGCACCUUAUGAAGGAAGCCACGCUUUUUGGUGCAGUAUGGAAAGGCUUCCGUGAUCCUCUUGCUGCACCCUAUGAAACUUUGAAACUUCACCAUCUUCGAACUCCAUUGUCAUGCUGCAGAGUUUGUCACCUUCCUGCCUGAUUGCUGAGACUCCAUUUUGCUGCCAUGCAAGGAGAUAACAGAGGCAGGCCUAACGGAGAAUGUAUUUCAAUACAGUCUCCAAUUGCCAAACACAGAUUGAGCAGUAGGAUACAACAUGGUUUUUAUUUCAGUUUGCUUGUCAUGAAGAGGAGUCUUAAUGGUGAAGUUUCCUUUUCCAUCAACAUCAUCUCUCCCUUACCCUUGCAUGUUUAAAUAGUUUAGUUUAGUGGGUUGUUGUUUUUUUAAAGUGUUGGCUAUGCUUUCAGAAUUUUCAUUGAAUUACAAAGUAAUGCCCAAUUCUUCUAAUUCAGUACUGUAAUUUGGAAUCAUCAAUUUUAAAUUCUAUCAAUCAGGCCUUUAAAAGUCACCAAAAAGGAGAUACAAAUUAAAAGAAGAAACCCAAUUAGUUAUUGAUUCUUGCUCAAUGGAAUGAGAAAGCUUGUCAAUCAUCCUUUAUUUUACAGUAAUUACUUUUAAAUGGUGCAUUUGUGCUUCUUAUUUUUGUGAAGCGUCACUUCAGUUUACCUCAACUCUCAAUUCCAUCCUUCAUACAUUUUAAAUUCAUUUGAUCUUCAAGCUGCAGAGUGCCUAGAAAUGGGUCAUCAUCUGCAGCCCUGGCAUAGACACAGGGACAUUUGCCGCCACUGCAAGCAAAGAUCUGGAGAAGUUGACCACCUCAGUCAGGGAGAACAAGCUGGUGUGAGUUUACAGCUCACAGACAACAUCCCUGACACACAUUGGAUUGUAUUUUGAAGCUUGCCAUUGACUUUCCGGCACUGUGUACUAUGCUCUAUUCUUAUAUAUACUUAAAUCUUAGGCUAAGGAUAGGUUAGGUUAAGUUAGGUUAAGGAUAAGUACUCUUACAUUUACUUUAUAGUACUGAAAUUUUGUUAAGUUUCCUUUUUAUCAAUUUAUUUUGCUUCUGUUGAUCAAAUUUACAGUAAUUGUUUCUAUUUUUCUUUUAUUUUGGCAUUUCCAACAAAAAUGUCUUUAUUCAUUUAUUAGGAAGGAAAAAUAAGUCAGAAAGGGAGGAGAAGACAAACUAGCAAAAUUAACUAAUUGGCUGUAGGCCCAAAUUUUCAUUGCUUAUUAAUUAAAGAUGAAGGGGAUGUGAGAGUUCCUAUUGCUGGUCAUGAAGGUCACCAUGAAGAGUCAGUUUAGUUUAAACCAGGAGGUGUUUGGCUGAGAUUGUAAUUUGAGAUGGGCAUCUGUGUGGUGCACUCCAGGAUUGUGUUUAAGUUCACAGGUACCUCUUGGACUCCUGAAUUGAUCUCGUUGUCACACAUCACUGACAUCCGCAUCCCACACCGUUUCAAGAUUGGCAACAGAGAGCACCGUGUUGGAGAGGCCUGAGCAGUCAUGAAGGACCACCUGCGGAAGAGAAGAGUCUGCAGGAAUCAUACUACAUAUUCAGCUGGAGAGGGAACACGCAUCUGAUUGGAAUGGAAUUUGUUGAUUGUUUCAGAUUGUAGAACAUUGUUGAGUUGUUUUAAACAUUGCAUUGUUUUUCUUUUUCUUUAUUCUAUAGUCAAUUAAGUAAUAGGGGGUAGAUAUUUUAGGCUGGGAGGGACUAUUAAGUAAUCUUAGGUGGGUGGGUAAUUUAGGAAGUUAAGAUAAGUUAGGAUAAGUUAGGUUAAGUUAGGAUAAGUUAGGUUAAGUUAGGAUAAGUUAGGUUAAGUUAGGAUAAGUUAGGUUAAGUUAGGAUAAGUUAGGAUAAGUUAGAUAAGACAUCUCAAUAAGUGGACACGUGUACUUAUUUGUCCCUCUUAACCCUACAAACUGUACCUUUGACAUUCAACUCAGAGGAAACUGCAGGAAAAUCAACAUUUUAUGAGUGAAUUGGACAUGGAUAAAAUUUGAGUGAAAGUUCAAAGAUGAUUAGUUUAAUCUAAUAAAGGCCCUAGUAAUUAACUCCAGGGAUAGAUUGUGAGUAAAAUCUUGAGAGAAUUAGCAGAUGAUAGGCAUCAUUUGAGAAACUGUUGCUGGAAUAAAGCUUAUAAUGUCAAAUGAUAAAUGUUAAUGGAAAUUAUAAGAAAAUGAUGAAUAAGAAUACUUGCUCUUUCCCUGUCAGUAAUCCUCCUCCCCCUCCCCUCCCUACCCCAUCCUUUCUUUCCUCCCCCCCUCCAAACCCGCCCUUCAAACAAUAUUACUGUAUUCUCUUUACUAUAUUUCAAUGUAUUACUAAUGCUGUAUUGAUGUUACAAUAAAAAUUCAAUAAAAAGACUUAGUGGUUAAGGCAAA
Molecule: messenger RNA, 6134 nt
Organism: Meriones unguiculatus (Mongolian gerbil)
Lineage: Eukaryota; Metazoa; Chordata; Mammalia; Rodentia; Muridae
Gene: Peg10
Product: paternally expressed 10
Cellular component (GO): cytosol
Molecular function (GO): nucleic acid binding; zinc ion binding
Source: RefSeq, a predicted model, not a curated record